Messenger RNA from Schistocerca gregaria, 525 nucleotides. RefSeq lists its product as uncharacterized. Lineage: Eukaryota; Metazoa; Arthropoda; Insecta; Orthoptera; Acrididae. The record is from RefSeq and is a predicted model, not a curated record. The transcript is spliced from 2 exons. Bases 1 to 525 code for a protein of 174 amino acids.
AUGCCGGCCGGUGGCGGCGGCGGCGGCGGCGGCGGCGGCGUCGGGUUGCGCCCGGGCCAGGGCAAGCAGGCCCGCAUGCGCCGCUCGGGUUUCCGCCGAAACCUAAAACAGUCGUGGGACCGCCGCGGGCUGCUGGCGCCCUCUCCGCCGCCAUGGCACCGCCCGGAAUGCGGGGCUCCCGGCCGCCUCUUUGUCAUCAAUGGCGCGCUACACUGGCCUGAAGUUGCCCGGAGCAGAAGAACGUCUCCGAACUGUGGCUCUAGUCGAGAACGGCGACACCCUGCGGAAUCUCAUGAUUAUACGGUCACGGGGGAGCAGGUGUGGCGAGGGAGCUGGCUGGCGGCUACGGCUGGCCGGUGCGAGGCACGCGCGCCUCCAGAUAACGGCCGUAUUUACUGGCUGGGCGCCGCUGAUAAGGCCGCCUCUGCAGCGCCUACGGCUCCGCUGGCGCCGCCACCGCCGCCUCCACGUGACAGUGCCGGGCCGCACCGCGCCGCGAGACCGACGCCGCUGGCUGCCGCGUAG